Laetiporus sulphureus 93-53 is the source of this 1452-nucleotide messenger RNA. RefSeq lists its product as uncharacterized. The record is from RefSeq and is a predicted model, not a curated record. NCBI's taxonomy places the organism in Eukaryota, Fungi, Basidiomycota, Agaricomycetes, Polyporales, Laetiporaceae. The coding region runs from base 1 to 1452 and encodes 483 amino acids. The transcript is spliced from 4 exons.
AUGUCCUCUCCCCGCUCUCCCAACGUCAAGCUCCCCAGCAUCAAUGAAUUAUUCCCCGAGCACCUCCUUCCCCCGCCGGCUUCAAUGUCGCGCAGGUAUUCGCAAUCCUCCUCGAAAGCCAGUCCUAUUUCUCCGUAUGCCGCUGAGCCCGCUGCGAGCUAUCCGCAUACCUCCACGAGAAUAAUUGUGCCCGCUCGAGUCGGAUCCGUCAGAGCCCCAAGUCCAGUCCAUGCCGAGUAUCAUGACUCGUCUCGACGCGUCUCAAUGAACGCUCACGCCACGCCGCCGCCCGUUGCGCUCGCGAAUGACGCCCGAACCAACGGUCGCUGCACCGAGUCCUGCUGCAACCCUGACGCCCGUGCAUCCCGCGAUGUCGCCGCCAUGGCAGCUUCCCACAACAACGCCACAUCUCUGCAGGUAGCAGCCCCUUACUCAUUUGAUGUCCUCCGCCCUAAUCCGCUGACUGCUAACCUCGAGAACGUGGCCUCAAGCCACGGCGCUUCCAAGCCGCUGCGCAUCCCCGGCGCCGGUGGCUACGCUUAUCACCACAAUGCCUCCGACGGCUCUGCGGUCGACGCCAUCACAAAGUGGCGACACACCUUCCGGGUGCAGCUCCCGCUCGCCUCUCCGAUGCUGUCUCCGUCAGAGUCGUUCGCACCACAUUUCGUUCGCGCGGACGAGCACGAGGCGCCGCAUACGUUCCCUCCGAACUUUUCGGCAAACCAGUAUCUUUCCUCGCCCACCACCCCAGGAAGCGCACAGAGCUUGCAACGGCUUACACAGCCGCAGCCUGAAACGAGCGCCGGCUCGGACGAGAAGAGACAUUGCUGCCCUCAUUGCAACAAGCGCUUCAACCGACCGAGCAGCCUAAACAUUCAUGUCAAUACCCACACGGGAGCAAAGCCAUUCGAAUGCCGGUACCCCGGAUGCCACCGAAGGUUCAACGUUAAUUCCAAUAUGCGCCGCCACUAUCGCAACCACCUCAACGGACGGCGCCGUGACGCCGUCGCGCGGCUGCUUCCUCCGUCUCCAUCGCCGCCCCGCUCCUCAUCGCGGUCACGCUCGCCAGAGUCAGCGUAUCAGCCGCCAUACCCAUAUACUCAUCCGGCCUACCUGGCGCGCGAGUACGGCCGCUCUGCGUCGUCGUUCUCGGAUCCAGAGGAGUACGAGCGGCCGGAAUACGUGUACUCGGCGCGCGUAUCAGCGUCACAGGUGAAGCACGAGACGUCCGAACCGUUACUCGGCCUGCCCGAGUCAAGCCUGCGCGACGACAGGUGCCGGCUGCGCUCAAACUCGUCGCCGGUUCCGAGGUAUGGAAGCGAGCGCGACCGCGUCCGCGCGCAGAACAGCGCCUGCGUUAUUCCGGGCUGCCCGUGCGUGCCCCCGCCGAUCUCCACUGCGCUCCGCCCGGCAUUUGCAGACUACGCACCGACAUUGUCCAGGGAGGCCUAG